UUCUGCUUUUGCCCCUUACACCUUUUAUCCAGUUUCCGACCAAACCGAGCGCGUAAUUUCGGCCGUCAUGGUUUUGACGUACAGGUGAACUUCUUCUUCUACCUCUUCUACCUCUUCUUCUUCCUCGUCGACGUUUUCCGCGAACGGAGAAAAGUGUCGGGACUACGGAACAAACCUCCUGGGCUUCUCCCGCGCUGAGCCGUUCUCCCGUUAGUUGGGAAGUAAGUUGCCCGCGUCUGUGAGUGCGUGAGAGUGCGUGAGAGCGAGAGAAAGAUGUCCCGGAAGAGGUCGGCCAAAGGCAAGGGGAGCAGUAAGAGCCCCAAGGCAUCGCCGUGCAACGCCAAAGACGGCGCCAAAAGCGGGAAAGGUUUCGUCUCCGCCGCGCCGUCCAACGGGGUGGUGUACCCGAGCAGACCCUCCAUCAGCAACAGCGGCGAGUUCUACGACAUCGCUUUCAAGGUGAUGCUGGUAGGGGACUCAGGUGUGGGGAAGACCUGUCUGCUGGUUCGCUUUAAAGACGGAGCCUUCCUGGCUGGGAGCUUCAUCUCCACCGUGGGCAUCGACUUCCGGAAUAAAGUUUUGAACAUCGACGCGCUCAAGGUCAAACUUCAGAUUUGGGACACAGCUGGACAGGAGCGUUUUCGUAGUGUCACCCACGCCUACUACCGCGAUGCACAUGCCCUCCUCCUCCUGUAUGACGUCACCAACAAGGCUUCGUUUGACAACAUCAGGGCUUGGCUGACAGAGAUCCAUGAGUACGCCCAGCAGGAUGUUGUGGUCAUGUUGCUCGGCAACAAGGCUGAUUCCACACAUGACAGGGCAGUGAAGAGAGAGGAAGGAGAGAAACUGGCCAAGGAGUUUGGGGUGCCAUUUAUGGAGACAAGUGCCAAAUCUGGUCUGAAUGUGGAACUGGCCUUCACUGCUGCAGCCAAAGAGCUGAAACACAGGACCAUGAAGGAACCAGAUGAGCCCAAGUUCCAGCUGCAGGAGUAUGUGGACAGAGAGAUGAGAACCGUUGGCUGCUGCCACUCAUAGACCUGCCCUGUGUGUGUUUGUGUGUGUGUGUGUGUGUGUGUGUGUGUGUGUGUGUGUGUUUGUAGUCACCCGCGCAGCAAACCCCCUCCCCCUCUACGGGAGUGUGUGAGGACCGUGUGCGUGGGAAUCGUCUCUUAUCGCCUUUCAUUUCUUCCGUUUCUAGAAUCUUCUCGCGAUGUACCCAGUGUAAGCUCCACCUACCCCAGCCCACCUCCCCUCUGCAACUGUGAAUGUAAUAUAGCCCCUCUGUACUCACAUGCAUGCACAUAUACAUGUAUGCGUGCACACAACACACACACACACACACACACACACACACACACACACACACACACACACACACUUGUAUACAGACUCUUAUCGAACAUGCAACCUGAACUUUGCUUUUACUUUAUUUCCCCGUGUGUGUGUGUGUGGAGUUUCUCGGAUCAUCGUUCUGUGCAAUAUUCUCUGAAUGUAUGUGCUGUACAUAUUUUCACUCUGAAAUUUGCUUCGUGGCUUGCAGCUCUUGUAAACGCCUGUCCUGCCGAAGCCCCCCCCCAAAGGAGAACCCUGUUCUAAAACUACAGACCCGAGGCAGACGUAUAGAAUUACGCGUCGGAAUAACUACAUCCUGCUUACGUGACGGGGGUUAAUACAGCCCACUAACCUCUUUCUUUCUGGUUUUCUCCUCUUCUGAGGCGUUAUGUGAAGCGUUGUUUAUGUUCUCGCCCAGAGAUUGCAGAGGGGUCAAGUCCUGGUUCCUCGGCGCCCCCUACUGGCCAAAUAUUGAAAUCCCACCCAAAGCUGUGACUCCUAUUUGAGACAGUUUAUAAAGAAUUGUCUGUGAAUGUUCUCGUUCAUCCAGGUCAUGGUUAUCCAAAGGAGUUGAAUCAAUUCAACUGGA
Messenger RNA from Lampris incognitus (smalleye Pacific opah), 1921 nucleotides. RefSeq names its product ras-related protein Rab-26-like. The transcript has 9 exons. Bases 274 to 1035 code for a protein of 253 amino acids. The record is from RefSeq and is a predicted model, not a curated record. NCBI's taxonomy places the organism in Eukaryota, Metazoa, Chordata, Actinopteri, Lampriformes, Lampridae. Gene Ontology annotation, cellular component: endosome; Golgi apparatus. Gene Ontology annotation, molecular function: GTP binding; GTPase activity.